AUGUCGACACGCUCCCAAUCACCUCCUCUGCCUACCUUCGGCAUUCGAGACCUAGCUGGCCCUCAAAACCCUCCAGGAUUGAUCUCGAUUUCUCGAAGGCAGUAUGAUAGCACAAUUAAAUCGGAGCCUGACGCCAAAUUACUCUACCUCGACGAUGACGAUGGCGAACUGAUCACAGUCGGAAGCAGUCUUGAAUUGAGCCAACGCCUCGACGAGCCUGUGCUAAACUAUAGAAGUCAUUCUAUUAAUGGCAAACUGAUACACAUCUUUGACAUCAAGCACUCGAAUGGUAGUCUGUUCCAAUGGCGCGACCAUGAGGCUUAUUCUAGCAAGGAAUUGCGUUCAAGAUCGACGAGCGAGCUGAGCCUAUCGUCGUACCGAGAUCCUGUCAAUACCUACAAUGCACGUCUGAGAGAAGAGAUGGCAGAGCCUUCGUUUCAGGAGAUGUGUCAAGUUCAAACUGGAGCAUCUGUAACCGCAACCACAAUCGAAGAGCCUGAAGAUGAAUGGACGAUACCAGAAAAAGUUAGUGAGAACCAGAAAGGAAAACAAGAAUCUGCUACUUGCUCAGACAUGAGUACCGACCUGUCCACUUCAGAUGGAGCGGGUUUACUAGAGCCUGCACAAGAAGCCAAAGAGGUGUCUGCUGAAGGCUCAGCUGAUCGUGUGAACAUACUCGAAGGGCUCGGCGAGCACUUAAGUGGUCUUGCUCGCGUGCUGACCUUGGCAGCCGCCACGUUCCAGAAAGCAGCUGAAAAGACGCGAAACACUGAUACAAGCGUUGUUGAAGAUAUUCUUGCAGGUGUCAAGGACAUCCUGACUGAAGUCGGUUCAUUCGGUAUUGAGGCUUUCAAAGAGCUCAGUCGCGAGGUCGAUACGCCCUCAACUCAGGAGGAUAUUACACAAGCACAAGAAGAUAAGGACAUACAAGGACAAUACCUUGCCGAGGAGCUAGGUGAUGAGGCUGCUGAUGUGCACCAGGAAACACUACCUGAUCUUUCACCAUCCGAUUCUUCGGUCUCCUCAAGCACAGACACCGAAACCGAAACGACAGCUACUCGAGUCAAGUUCGCGUUUGUAGAAGACGAAGACGAGGUAAUUGAAUCUCCUGCACUCGGUUCUUCUCCGUCAAGGCCUAUUGUGGUAGAAGAGGAUAGCAUUGCAGAUAUCGACAUGUCCUACCAGAACAACAAUCCAGACAAAGUGGCAUGCAAGAAGCCGAUCAAUCCCUCCAUCUUGGAUGAUUCGAGUGAGGAUUCUGAUUUCACUGCACGGUAUCCUCCACUGAGCUCUGUCCGUAGAGCUCGUUCUGCCAUUGAAUCUGCCGUCAAGCCUCGAUCAUAUGUCCCUUUACAGGAGAGGCUAUUCUAUACGCCCAAGACCGAACCUGAUCAGUCUGCAAGAACACCAAGCAUAUACACAAAGUCGUUUGCUAUGCCACAUAUCUGCCCUCAACCACGGUCACAAUUGAAUAGCUGGGAGAAGCAAGAAGGCAAUGAGCCUGUGCUCAAGCCUCUACCAGGAGCAUGGCCGGAUGUCAAGAACGAUUCCAAAUCGAUUCUUCCAACUUCUGCAGAAUCCUCAGGUGCCUUUUUCAAUCGAAUGACUUGUCGAAAUAACCCAGUUGCGCCAUCGAAGUCUGGCUUGCACCGUGCCAAUACUACUGCUUCUUCCAAUCCUGCCUCACGUCUAAACGGACCAUUCGACCCUGGUUUCCCAUACGAGCCAUCAGACACUACCACUCAUCGGCCUUAUGUCUCUUUCCGAUCGCAACGUAGAUCUGCGAGUCCAUUUCGACACCUCAGCGACCAGGUUUCAGCACGUUUGACUCGUGCCGAAGAGAACAAACAGGAUCACAAAAUUGCACCGAAGCGCUCGAUGCCAUCCUUCGCACGAUCUGCUCGAUGUGGGCCAAUCAACCUUGAUCGCCCUGCUGCAACACCAAACAGAUCGACCGAAAGCUCGAACACUAAUGGCUUCCGGGACUUUGACACACAGAGAGGUGUGAAACAUCACCACAGCGUUCCUCACUUCAGACCAUAUGCACAUCCUCCUGGCUUGCAGGCACCUUUUAGGGCGCAACCUCAAUGGCCACAAUCAGAAUCAGCACCGUUCGCACUCCCAGCUUCACAAGUGUUACCUGCUUCGCCUGACUGGCUUACUGGUCCGGCAGCUACAAGCAUUCCAGCGCCCUCUCUGGCCGCAUAUCCUGCUGUCCUUCCUAUACCGGCAGUGCCUGUUCCUCCAUAUGCGCCUUUGCUCAAGCCAGCUGAUCAAAGACAGCAAAUCCCGCGUAGCGGGCUUGCUGCAGAUAAUUCUCCCAUAUCACCUGUCCCCUUCACAACGUAUCCAACAUGGACUUUUCCGGCUCAAGCCAGUCGUGAUUUACAGCCAGACCUGAGACCGGCAACAGCUGUGUCAAGCGCGUCAAGUGCCAACGCACCUCGUUCGUGGUCGCCUGAGCCUUUGAAUAACCUCGAACAAUUUUACGACUCCGCGCCAUCGAUCGAAUUCAGUCGUUCAAACCCUCUCUCUAAGGCUGACUCAUUCACUAAGUCGCCUUCCAGCCGAUCUCUCAAGAAAAGCAAAUUCGAUAUUUGUGUUGAGAAGCUACAGAUGUGCGGAUUUGGUAUCGACGAUGAUAACCUGAAAGAUCGACUGCAUGUGUACGCUGUGGCUGCUAACGGAGAUAUCGAGGACGCAGUGGAGAUGAUUGAGGAGGACAGAAAGGUUUCGGCUGGUAGAUUCGAUUAG
Lithohypha guttulata is the source of this 2754-nucleotide messenger RNA. RefSeq lists its product as uncharacterized. The transcript has a single exon. The record is from RefSeq and is a predicted model, not a curated record. Bases 1 to 2754 code for a protein of 917 amino acids. NCBI's taxonomy places the organism in Eukaryota, Fungi, Ascomycota, Eurotiomycetes, Chaetothyriales, Trichomeriaceae.